CUGUGACGCCGGGAAGAGAGCGGAGGAGAAGCUCGGCAGUGACUGAGGGGUUAAAGUUGUCCUGGCUCCCCUGCCGCAGUCGGUGUGGCCGACCGAGAGGCUGCUGGACGGAAUACUAAAGCAGAGCGAGCCGAGGAGGACGAGGAGGAGGAGGAGGCAGGAGACACUGACAUUAUUUUUGCAGGCUGCAAAUUGCAUGUAACGACCGACACAGCGUCCAUCACGACGCUCCAAGGCAACGGAGCGAGCGUGCACACACACUGUGUACGCACGCACUCCGGCGCACAUAAACACCGCCAAGAAUAGGAUCUGAAGGAUGAACGGAGUGGCGAUUACGCAAAACGUGGCCGAGAUGCAGGGGGGCGCUGGGAGGACAGUCCGGCCCCAGCGUCCGCACGCUUCGGUGCCACAGUUCACCAACUCCCCCACCAUGAUAGUGAUGGUGGGACUCCCAGCCAGAGGCAAAACCUACAUCUCUAAGAAGCUCACCAGGUACCUGAACUGGAUCGGAGUUCCCACCAAAGUGUUCAACGUCGGGCAGUACAGGAGAGAUGCUACACGUGCCUACAACAGCUACGAGUUUUUCAGACCCGACAACGACGAGGCCAUGAAGAUCCGCAAGGCCUGUGCCAUCGCUGCCCUAAAAGAUGUGUGUGACUACUUUACCAGAGAACCCGGUCAGGUGGCGGUGUUUGAUGCCACCAACACCACCCCAGAGCGCAGGGAUGUCAUCCACAGCUUUGCCAAGGCAAACGGAUACAAGGUGUUUUUUGUCGAGUCCAUAUGUGACGAUCCUGAAAUCAUUGCUGAGAAUAUUAAACAAGUGAAGCUGAGCAGUCCUGACUAUGUGGGCUGUGACAAAGACGAGGCAGUGGCUGACUUCCUGAAGAGGAUUGAGUGUUAUAAGAUGACCUACGUCCCACUGGAUGAUGACAAGGACAGGAACUUGUCCUACAUCAAGAUCUUCAACGUGGGCAGCAGAUACCUGGUGAACCGGGUCCAGGAUCACAUCCAGAGCAGGAUCGUCUACUACCUCAUGAACAUCCACGUCACGCCACGCUCCAUCUACCUGUGCCGUCACGGAGAGAGUGAACUCAACCUGGUGGGUCGCAUCGGAGGAGAUUCGGGCCUGUCGCCUCGCGGGAGCAAGUUUGCCAGUGCUCUGGGUGCGUACAUGCGUAGCCAGCAAAUCAGCGACCUGAAGGUGUGGACCAGCCACAUGAAGAGGACCAUCCAGACCGCAGAGGCUCUGGGAGUCCCGUACGAACAGUGGAAGGCCCUCAAUGAGAUCGAUGCUGGUGUUUGUGAAGAGAUGACAUAUGAAGAGAUCCAAGAGAAUUACCCAGAGGAGUUUGCACUGAGGGACCAAGACAAGUACCGCUACCGUUACCCCAAAGGAGAGUCCUACGAGGACCUUGUCCAGCGCCUGGAGCCCGUCAUCAUGGAGCUGGAGAGGCAGGAGAACGUCCUGGUCAUCUGUCACCAGGCCGUCAUGAGGUGUCUGCUGGCCUACUUCCUGGACAACAGUGCUAAUGAGCUGCCCUACCUGAGGUGUCCUCUCCACACGGUUCUCAAACUCACCCCAGUCGCCUACGGUUGUAAAAUAGAGUCUGUCUUCCUCAACAUUGAAGCUGUCAACACGCACAGGGACAAACCAAUUAACGUGGAUGUGGACAGAGACACGGAGGAGGCCUUGGAGACCGUCCCAGAGCACAUCUAGAGCAGCACAGGGAGGCGGCUUCCUCUCCACCUGCCCUCAUGGAAAGUGGCCUAUUUUUUUUCUUUUUUAAUCCAAUAAUCAUAGUGAUCACUGUUGUUGUUGUGGUCGUGAAAUGGAAACCUUUGUGAUAAAUGAAAACCACAUUUCUCAGAUGGCAGUCUAUUUCUAUUACAAUGCACUUUAUGAGGCAGGGCUCCGGCCAAAUGUCUGUGAUAUGAAGUUGAGUUUUAUUUUCUGUGAACAAACGAGCCACUGGCCACAUAACCAAUAUCACUGUUUGGAUACUCCUGGUGCUCUUUUUCUCUUCUUUCUUUCUUUCUUUUUAAUCUCUCCCCUGUCCCUGUUUUCUGUUUCUUCUCACUUCUUCCACAAUGCAGCGGCCAAUGUAACAUUUUUGAAAACGGCCAAAGCAACCAGCCCGUGCUCAUGUUAUCUUGGAUCAUUUCAUUUCCCAUCAGAUACGUUGUCAUUCACAGCGGUGCAUUGCAGGCGUAUCCAAACCCUGGUGGGAAGGUUUCUGAUUGGACGAGUACUCGUAUCUGUCACAGCGGUACAACCAAUGACAUGGUGCUGUGAACCAAUCAGAACCAAACCUAAGAGAGAAGGAGCUCUGUUUGAGCUCUGCAAACUACACUACCCACAAUCCUUUGGGCUAAAAUCACGAGGGACAAGUCGGCACUAACUGCCCAACGCCAUCACGUGCCUCACUUAUUACUACAGAUGUAAUAACACUAUGCACACACACAAAAGGAAGAUAUUGGCCAUUUAUGUGUAUUUUAGCGACAUGCUCUUACCUCAUUUGGGCUGUUUUAAUAAGAAACUAAAGGGAACCUGUUGUCAUACUAACAGUUGAACUUGUGGUGCAAUGUGUCAACAUUUUUUGAAACAUAAUAUCUCUUCGUAUUUCAAAGUUCACUGGCUAAUUGUGAAACCUUGCUGGAUAUUAUUGACUUGGUGUGUAAUUUUGUGGAGAUUUGUCCAGUGUCGCUGUUCCCGCAUCAGUUUCACCUUCCCUGCCCUCAAGUCUGCAUCUCAAGGAUGACACAUUAAAGGGAUAGUCUGAGAUCUUUUAAUGUCAGUUUGCUGAAUCUUGCACUUGUUAGAUUGUGAGAGGAUCAUUUCACUGAAAAAGGGCCAGGUCGCUGAAACCAGUUUGUACCUUAGAAUGAAGGAGAGCACCCUGCACCCACAGUACUUGGGUUCAAGGUCCGCUGUCAGCUUGCAUCUGCCCUGCUGGAAGACGCUGCAGUCCCAAGGGCUUAAAGCAAGAAAAAAGUGAUUCUGAAAAGUUGUUGAGAAGGAAAUAUGUACAUGGUUUUCAAGUAUUUCAUGAAUGUGAAACAGCUCUGCCUGGGCCCUUUAAACCCCGAUGCCUCUUGAUGCUGAGCAGCUGCUCUUUAGUUGAGUCUGAGAAGACACUAUCAAUGAAGUAUAAUAUGCACCACUUUAAUACAAAAUACAAACACAGAUGGAGAGCCAUUUUUGUAAAUACACAAAUGUACAUUUUUUUUCCUGCUGUCACAAGUUCAGUUAGCAAACUGACAUUAAAAGUAAGAAACGAUCCCCUUAACGUCUCGUGGUCAGGUAAACUUGUGUUUCUGCACGUCAUCAAACUGUCUCCUUCAGCCAUAACUGCUGUUGUAACUCUGCUGCUGUUUGUCUAUGUGACUGUGCCCGUGUCUUCAGCUGUGCAGUGUGUGUAGCAAACUAGGAUGUCAAAGUGUUCUUAUUCAGGACUGUGUAACAAAGCAAGGAAUGUCUGAAAGUUGUGAUGAAUUAAGAGACAGUGGCAAUAAUUCAAGGUAAUAAUUCUGUAUAAAAGAUUUUAUUUUGUGAACUUGAAAAAAAAAAAAAAAAA
Myripristis murdjan (pinecone soldierfish) is the source of this 3578-nucleotide messenger RNA. Its product is annotated as 6-phosphofructo-2-kinase/fructose-2,6-bisphosphatase-like. The transcript is spliced from 14 exons. Gene Ontology annotation, molecular function: ATP binding; fructose-2,6-bisphosphate 2-phosphatase activity; 6-phosphofructo-2-kinase activity. Lineage: Eukaryota; Metazoa; Chordata; Actinopteri; Holocentriformes; Holocentridae. Gene Ontology annotation, cellular component: 6-phosphofructo-2-kinase/fructose-2,6-biphosphatase complex; cytosol. The record is from RefSeq and is a predicted model, not a curated record. Bases 317 to 1720 code for a protein of 467 amino acids. Gene Ontology annotation, biological process: fructose metabolic process; fructose 2,6-bisphosphate metabolic process.